Messenger RNA from Letharia lupina, 414 nucleotides. RefSeq lists its product as uncharacterized. Lineage: Eukaryota; Fungi; Ascomycota; Lecanoromycetes; Lecanorales; Parmeliaceae. The record is from RefSeq and is a predicted model, not a curated record. The transcript is spliced from 2 exons. Bases 1 to 414 code for a protein of 137 amino acids.
AUGGCAAAGGGUACGGUUGGGCAAUGGCGAGUUGGCGAAUAUGAGAGGUCUGAGGAGUUACAGGUUGCUGUUAAUGGGAUGACGGCACCUCUGUUGUCUGCGAGAAACCGUGAUGGUUCGGUCCUCACAACCUACGCGAACGAUGACAGCGGUCUGGAAAGACACAAGCGGCUCAAUAAGGCAUAUAUCAAAGAACUUGAAAAUCGAGGAUUGCUUGAUGAUGAGGACCCUCACACCAUCCAGGAAUCAUCAGAAGUGGCUGGUACCGAUAACGCUUACCCUGCAAGUUCUUCAAGUGAAUCCGAGAUUCUCCCAGAGGCUGCUUUAUUUGCUCCGUCGAAGACGGAGUCGGAGAUGUCAGAGGAUGAUCUACCCAGGGCCACCGGAAACGGUCUCAAUACGGCCACCAAAUGA